Salvelinus sp. IW2-2015 is the source of this 1970-nucleotide messenger RNA. RefSeq names its product potassium channel tetramerization domain containing 7 (gene kctd7). NCBI's taxonomy places the organism in Eukaryota, Metazoa, Chordata, Actinopteri, Salmoniformes, Salmonidae. The record is from RefSeq and is a predicted model, not a curated record. Gene Ontology annotation, cellular component: plasma membrane. Gene Ontology annotation, molecular function: protein binding. Gene Ontology annotation, biological process: protein homooligomerization; positive regulation of transporter activity; membrane hyperpolarization.
AGAGUAGCCCACAGAACAGACGUUCCGUGGGCGUAGCAGUUUGAGGUUCUCGCUGUGCGUAACGUGGGCUUCUCCAAGCUACCGUAUUGCAAUAUGUCAGAGAGCGUUAGUAGGAGUUCAAGCAAAGUAGAUAAGGUAGACUAGCUCGUACCAUAUUGUAAGUGUCCGUCCCUAUCAACUGACAGGUCCCACCCUAGGUUGAUGACAGUGUUGUCCCCUCACAAGCAAACGUGGAUUGUGCUUUAUCCUUGGCGAUUGGAUUGACUUGAGUUCACCUGGCUCACAUUCGCAGACCUGGUGUGUGUGCAUGCAGCAUUAUGGAUCUGACGAGGCUUCUAACGGAGAACGACCGCCGCUCUCUUUCACAAACUCCAGCCCGUUACCCGUGGCUCCUUCACGGGUAAGGAGGUUCGCUCAGGAGAGGCGAGCGCUCCCUCAGCCGAGAGUGGUGGUGGUAUUCUCGGCCGCAAAUGAGAUUGAUAAACCAGGCGAUGCAAUGUCGAGUUCGGACUAUGCGGAGGAUGAUUUCCGAAAGCCAGCCACCCCCGCACCGAACCUAAAUCUAGGCAAGUCUCUUCGCACCACCUUUAACGAAUCUCCAUCUCCAGAGUUUCCUGAGGUUAUUUCUCUCAACGUGGGCGGGACCUACUUCACCACCCGCCUGUCCACUUUACGGCGCUAUGAGGACACCAUGCUCGCCGCCAUGUUUAGUGGACGCCAUCACAUCCCACGUGAUGCUGAAGGUCGCUUCUUCAUUGACCGGGAUGGGGCAUAUUUCGGGGACAUCCUGAACUUCCUGCGCGAGGGUGAACUACCUCAGAGGGAUCGUGUGAGGGCGGUACACAGGGAGGCCCAGUACUAUGCUAUUGGUCCCCUGUUGGACAGCCUGGAGGACACUCAGCCACUCACAGGAGAGAAAGUCCGCCAGGCCUUCCUCGACCUCCUGCCCUACUACAAGGAUAAUCUGGAGCGCAUCGUGGAGAUUGCCAAACUGCGGGCCAUGCAGAGGAAGGCGCGCUUCGCCAAGCUGAAGAUUUGCGUGUACAAGGAGGAGAUGCCCAUCACGCCGUAUGAGCGGCCGCUCUUCAAUUCAUUGCGCUUCGAGCGCACGGAGAGUGAGGCCAAGCUGUUCGAGCACCACUGUGAGGUGGACGUGUCGUUCGGGCCCUGGGAGGCGGUGGCGGACGUUUACGACCUGCUCCACUGCAUCGUCAGUGACCUGGCGGAGCGUGGCAUCACCGCCGACCAGCAAUGCAUCGGUGUCUGUGACAAACACCUCAUCAACCACUACUACUGCAAGAGGCCCAUCUACGAGUUCAAGAUCACAUGGUGGUAAAACAGGAGGACAAAAGAUCUUGCUGUCUGAGUUGUGAGGCGGACUCCUGUCGUGAUAUGCCAACUGAUCUCCUUCCUGGACCCUCAGGAUGAGAGAGAAUAGAGGUAGUCAGUGUUAUUCUCCCUUUUCAAGAACUGAAACCUAUGAAGUGCUGAGUUUAUAGAAAGGAGGGAGUCUGGCUUUUGUGCUUCUGUUUCCUAACUCAAUAGUUUUGACCAAUAUUUCCUUUGUGUUUAAUUUUUUUAACAGCAUUUACCUAGGGUCUCAUUGGCGGCUUCUUAUUUUUUACUUGUUAAACUCUGGGAGUUUUUGUUCUCAUCCAACCUUGUAGAUCGGCCAAGGUUUUUCAGAAAAGGAUCACGUUAAUCUCAUAUUGUGAUUCCAGUGUUGUCUGUCCCUUUGUCUUCAUUCCUACUUAUGCUGUUAUGCAUUCUACGUUGUGCGUUUCUGUGGUAACCACUUUGUUGGUCGCGAGAGAAACUGGAUGCAAUUAAGCAAGCUGGGAAAAUAUUGUUAAAGUACUGUAUAUAGCAACAUGUAAAUGUCUAUUUUGUUACUGAUGCUGGUCUUUGAUUUAUACAUGAUAUUUUCUGUCACUUACUCUCCAGUAAAGAUUUAGAAGUCCUAGAUUAGA